GAGAUGCUGCCAACUGCCGUUCUGCUGGUCUUGGCAGUGUCUGUGGUCGCCAAAGAUAACACCACGUGUGAUGGCCCCUGCGGGUUACGGUUCAGGCAGAACCAGCGAGGCGGCAUGCGCAUCGUCGGGGGGCAGGAGGCCGCGCUCGGGGCCUGGCCCUGGAUGGUCAGCCUCCAGGUCUUCAGCUACCACAACAACCGGCGCUUUCACGCCUGCGGGGGCACCUUGCUGAACGCGCGCUGGCUGCUCAGCGCCGCCCACUGCUUCAGGAACAGACCAAAGGCUACCGACUGGAGGCUGAUUUUCGGAGCGAAGGAAGUUGUGUGGGGAAGCAGUAAGCCCGUGAAGCCGCCUCUGCAGGAGAGGUUCGUGGAGAAGAUCGUCCUCCACGAGAAGUACUCCCCCGGGUCCGAGACGAACGACAUCGCGCUCGUGAAGAUCACCCCUCCCGUUCCGUGCGGGCCCUUCAUUGGGCCGGGCUGCCUGCCCCAGUUUAGCGCGGGCCCACCCAGGAUCCCCCAGACCUGCUGGGUGGCUGGCUGGGGGUUCCUACGGGAGAACGCCCCCAGGACAUCACCUAUACUGCAGGAGGCACGUGUGGACAUCAUCGACCUCGACUUAUGUAACUCGACCAGGUGGUACAACGGGCGCAUUCGUUCAACCAAUGUGUGCGCAGGGUAUCCUGAAGGCAAGAUUGACACCUGCCAGGGGGACAGCGGCGGGCCUCUCAUGUGCAGAGACAGCGUGGAAAGCAGCUAUGUGGUCGUGGGAGUCACAAGCUGGGGGGUAGGCUGCGCCCGCGCUCGGCGCCCUGGGGUCUACACGUCCACCUGGCCCUACCUGGGCUGGAUCGCCUCCAAGAUUGGCUCGAACGCCCUGCACAUGGUGCAGCGGCCCCCCCCGCCCCCUCCCACCACGCCAGCACGCCCAGCCAGACCCUCCUCCAGGCCGCCUUCUACUCUCGCACCUUGGUACGUCCAACACCUUCCUCGACCACCUCUCUCCCAGAGACCCCAGCGACCCGCUGCAGGGAACCGACCCCAACCCGCAGCUCCCCCCCCGCCCCCGCCCCCUGCCCCCCCACAGCCUUCCCCUAAACCUCCCCAAGCCCUUUCUUUCGCCAAGCGACUGCAGCAGCUCAUAGAGGCCUUGAGGGGGAGCACCUUUUUUAACGGAAAGGGCGCUUAUGACGCGGGGACCAUAGACCUUGCAGAACAGCCUGCCUCCUCCUGACCUGACCCCAUUC
Messenger RNA from Hippopotamus amphibius kiboko, 1246 nucleotides. It is a transcript of the gene ACR, whose product is annotated as acrosin. Gene Ontology annotation, cellular component: acrosomal vesicle. The transcript is spliced from 5 exons. The record is from RefSeq and is a predicted model, not a curated record. NCBI's taxonomy places the organism in Eukaryota, Metazoa, Chordata, Mammalia, Artiodactyla, Hippopotamidae. Gene Ontology annotation, biological process: acrosome reaction; proteolysis. The coding region runs from base 4 to 1233 and encodes 409 amino acids. Gene Ontology annotation, molecular function: serine-type endopeptidase activity.